AUGAAGCUCACUCUGCUCACACUGACUGCCAUCGUGGGCUGGGUUACUGCCAUGCCCCAGGAACAGCCUCAAGUCCCACAGAUACCGGCAGUCUCAACCUCCCUCCUGACCAUCACUGUAACCGGUCAACAGCCUGCACCCACCGUUCCGAUCCCCAAUAUCCCUGUCCCCAUCCCCGAACCAGUGCCCGUGCCAGUACCGACAUCCCCGGUCAACCCGCCAGGGCCGCCGACUCCUGGCGUCCCCGAUCCCGCUCAGCCUGCUCCCGCCGGCGCCCACUGCGUUUGCGGCGCCACCUACUGCGGCAAAGUCCUCGUCGGCUUUCAAGGCUACACUUCCGAGCAACUCGGUCAGGGAUACUGCUCUACUCCGGGCACCAACUGCGGCGCCGCCGCACCGGCUCCCGAAUCUCUCGAAGACACUCUCUUCGUCUGUAUCUGUCCUCCCGGUCAAAAGGAGGGGAGCACCAUUGAGCUCAUAUGCCCGUGCCAGGGCCGCUGCAAGAACGAUGAGCCCGACUUCAUCGGCCGCUGCGAGAAGCCUUGCAACCUCGGCUGCGGCCCGGCCACGUCAGGCGCAACCGGCUCUCCUGCGCCUGCUCCAGCACCGGUUCCUGUUCCCAUCCCGGCUAUUCCGGUUGAGCCUUUGCCUGCCCCCGCCCCUCCCAAAAGGGGGAAACGUUCGUGA
Molecule: messenger RNA, 687 nt
Organism: Colletotrichum truncatum
Lineage: Eukaryota; Fungi; Ascomycota; Sordariomycetes; Glomerellales; Glomerellaceae
Source: RefSeq, a predicted model, not a curated record